AUGCCGCGCCUCCCUCCAGCACUGCAAGUCUUCCCCACGCUCACCCGCUUCGCCAUCCGUCCCCGGCGCCUGGCAGAAGUCCCCAUCGGAGGCCCCGCGAGCAGCGUUUCCGCCCAGGCGCUGCAGCAGAGCGCGAUCCAUUUGUACCAUGACCUGGGCGUGGUGGUGUUUGCGGGGUGCUCGGUGAGGGAGGUUAGCCGGAUAGGAGAUGUGCUGAGGGAGGUUGUUGCUUUGGGGGGCCAGGGAGGGUUGGUGACGAGGCUGGAUGCGUGGGAGGGCGAGGUUGUGAGGAGGCGGGAGGAGGGUGUGAUGGAGGGGGAUGUGUAUAAGGCUUUGGAUGAGAAGAGGACGGGGAUUAUCAAGCCUACGGCUUUGCUACGGCUUGCGACGACACGGUUUGAGGAGAUACUCAAGGAAAAAGUUCCGGAGCUCAAGACUGCAAAGAACAUUGACCUUCGAGAAACACAAGUCAUGGUGCCGGCAUCACCCCCUCCGAGAGGAAUUAUUAACAAAACGGUUGACGGACAACGCCGAGUCCCCAUCGAGUCCUUCACCACCAUAGGCGUCAACCGUGUCAGCGGCUUCACGAUUGGAGAGACACGCUUCUUCACCGUCGGCUCAGGCAACUACGUUGGCGGCGCAAGGGCAGACUACAUGAUGCUAAAAUACGGCGAGGACAAGGACAAGAGCGCGAGCAUCAGCGUGACGCCUUACUGGGGCCACGGAAAGCUCAAGCAGCGGCGGCGGGCCAGCGACGAGGCACAGGGCGCCAUCUUUGACGACGUCGUGCGCAAGGUGAUGCAGCCGCUGUGGGAUGUGGAACGCAGUGUCUGGGCCACCAAGGCAGAGGAGCUGGAGAAGAAGGAGAAGAAGGGGAGACGAUAA
This is a messenger RNA of Trichoderma aggressivum f. europaeum, 885 nucleotides long. RefSeq lists its product as uncharacterized. The record is from RefSeq and is a predicted model, not a curated record. The transcript has 3 exons. Bases 1 to 885 code for a protein of 294 amino acids. NCBI's taxonomy places the organism in Eukaryota, Fungi, Ascomycota, Sordariomycetes, Hypocreales, Hypocreaceae.